Anopheles bellator is the source of this 3605-nucleotide messenger RNA. It is a transcript of the gene GckIII, whose product is annotated as serine/threonine-protein kinase 24. The coding region runs from base 106 to 2427 and encodes 773 amino acids. Gene Ontology annotation, molecular function: ATP binding; protein kinase activity. Gene Ontology annotation, biological process: protein phosphorylation. The record is from RefSeq and is a predicted model, not a curated record. NCBI's taxonomy places the organism in Eukaryota, Metazoa, Arthropoda, Insecta, Diptera, Culicidae. The transcript has 9 exons.
AAGGGCAGGAUCAAUUUCUUCAAGUACAUCCUGUCGUUUACGAUAUUCCGCCGCUGGAAGACGGUCCACAAGGCUGAGGAGAGCCCAUCGCCCGGUGGCUUUGCGAUGGUCCUCCAAAAUGCCUCCUGUACCGCCAGCGCAACGGUCCCGAUGACGCACUCCGCCAAUGGCCCGGACGGCAAUGGCAAUCGCAAACCGUGCUCCACCCUGCCGCCGCCGCCGCUGCCGCCACCACCGUUGGGUCACGGCACCGAUUGUAACCUUAACCGGAUUGCAGAUGGCGGCGGCGGCGUCGUCGGUGGGGUCGACGAUGCACAUGACUCAUCGCAAUCUCGGCGGGCCGAUGGUGCCAACAACAACAACAACAGCAUCCAGGAUGCGGAAGCGAAACGCCAGCAUGCGACGAAGGCGACCGGCGGUGGCGGCGGAGUCUGUGCGUCGUUCUUCUUCUCCUCGGCCGGUCGAUCCUCGGCGCAACGCCGGGCUAACGGCACGUCGACGGUGCCGGGACGAUGCAGGACCACCUCCUCGAUGAUGAAAGUCGACCCAGAGCUUAUCUUCACGAAGCAGGAGCGCAUCGGUAAAGGAUCCUUCGGUGAAGUGUUCAAGGGUGUUGACAACCGAACACAGCAGGUCGUUGCUAUUAAGAUCAUCGAUCUUGAGGAGGCGGAAGAUGAAAUUGAGGACAUUCAGCAGGAAAUCAUGGUGCUAUCACAGUGCGAUUCACCGUACGUCACCAAGUACUUCGGGUCAUAUCUCAAGGGCACCAAACUAUGGAUCAUCAUGGAGUAUCUUGGGGGUGGAUCCGCCCUGGAUCUGAUGAAGGCGGGCCUUUUCGAGGAGAUGCACAUCGCCAUCAUACUGCGCGAGGUCCUGAAGGGUCUGGACUACCUGCACUCGGAGCGCAAGCUGCACCGAGAUAUCAAGGCGGCCAACGUGUUGCUCAGCGAGCUGGGCGAUGUGAAGCUGGCCGAUUUCGGUGUGGCCGGCCAGCUUACGAACACCACGUCGAAGCGCAACACCUUCGUCGGCACGCCGUUCUGGAUGGCACCGGAGGUCAUCAAGCAGUCGAUGUACGACUCGAAGGCCGACAUUUGGUCGCUGGGCAUCACCGCGAUCGAGCUGGCCAAGGGCGAACCGCCCAACUCCGAGCUGCACCCGAUGCGGGUGCUGUUUCUCAUUCCGAAGAACAAUCCACCCCAGCUUACCGGUAGCUAUACGAAGCCAUUCAAAGAUUUUGUCGAAGCGUGCCUAAACAAAGAUCCAGAAAAUCGACCUACGGCGAAAGAGCUGUUAAAAUUUCCAUUCAUCAAAAAGGCGAAGAAAAAUGCCUACCUAAUCGAUCUGAUCGAUCGGUACAAGAAGUGGAAGGCGCAGAAGGGCGAGGAAAGCGAAACCGAAUCGGAAAAUUCAGACUCUGAGGACUCCAAACAAGACAGUGAUCUGGAUGAGCCCUGGAUAAUGACGGUGAAAGGAAUGAAUUUUAAUAACUUUAACAAAAAUGUGAUGGAAGACCCGCUCGGUUCGCCGGUGAAGCACAACGGUACCAGCAACAUCGGGGUCAGCUCGAACCGUGAUAGAGACUACAAUUUAAAUCAACAAAAAUCGAGUCAGCCACGAACGUCCACAUCGCCAUCGCACCAGUCUUCUUCGACGCUGAUUGCAUCCAACAAUGCGGCCAACAACAGCACCACCAGCCCCAGCAUCGUCGAGUCCCGCAAGGAGCGAGACCUGCAGAAUCAAAUCUCGGCGAUGCAGCUGCAGAAGGAGAAGGAAGCGAGCUUAGAACGGCAACGGGAGCACCGCCUGGAGCGCGAGAGCGAAUGGGAGAAGGAUCGCGAAAAGGAGCGUGAGCGAGACCGUGACCGUGAGCGGGAACGUGAACGGGAGCGGGAGCAACGGGACCGUGAACGCGAACGUGACCACCGCGAGCGGAUAGACCGCGACCAUCGAGAGCAGCGGGAGAAAGAUCGUGAUAGUAAGGAGCGGAAACUUGUUGCGUCCGACGGGCUGCCAGGAUCGGGUGGUGAGCCGGAAAAGCGCAGCAGCAGCUUGCGGCGCGAGCGGGACUCGCCCAGCCACAACAACAACACCGGCAGCAAUGGCAACUCGCGCACCAACAGUAUUACGAAUGUAAAUAAUAACUCCAACAAGAGCUCCAGCCGAACUUCGUCCGCAUCGACGGCGAGCAGUGGCUGUCUGAAGGCAAUUAUCUUCCCGCUACUAUCCGAGAUGCAGCGAAGCUAUAGCAGUGGAUCCGACAUGGGUGAUCUGCGGAUCGCAUUCGAGAGCGCGGAACGGAGUAGUCCCGGCGUGAGCGACCUGUUCGUGAAGGAAAUUAUCCACAAGCUAGUACCCGGAUUUUCCGAGACACGAAUCAAUACGCUUAUAGACAAAGUGACACGCGAAUCGAGGAUAAAACGAUAGAUAUUGACGUAAUUUGAUCUUUACCGUAAUUCGAAUCAUGCAUUCCCACCUCUGGCUUUGUCUAUAUCGGCAGACGUGGCAGCAUUAUAAAAAACAAACCUUUAUUACAUUUCACAUUCGUACACCUUGCUUAAAAUUUGGUGAAACCACUUAUGUUCGGUGGGCGUUGUGUGCGUUUCAUUCAUUUGUUGUACUUUGCAGCGGUGACCCACUAAAUCGGUUCGAUUUGAUGGUCCAUUUGUGCUGUUUGUGCAAACGUUUUUUGUCUUUCACGUGUCCGUCUCCUGAAUAAAACUUCGUAACAACUAAUUUAUUCACUCUCCCGAAGCAGACCAAGCAUAUUUGAAUGUGUUGAAAAUAGAUACUACAAAACAAACAGUUUUCCAUAUCGAUCGUUUGUUGUCUUUUUAUGUAAUGUUUUCGUUAAUUGAUGUCAUAACGCGAAGAUUUGUUAGCAUCGAAUCUGCGAGAAUUCGUGUCAAAGACGGCGUAAUGAGAGCCAGAAGCGUAACGAUGAUUGUAGCAAUCUGAUCAAUUAGCACUACCCAGAUUCGUCACGAUCCAUAACACUGUGCAGCUUGUUUCUCUCUCUUAAGGACAGCGUUCAUGUGAAGAGAACCGUAUUACAAGGAACGGGAUUGACGGUGGUGUUCGCGUGAAGUUGGUUGAUACAAACAUAAUGCGACAGGUAGAGUAUGCAAUCCGAGAAGUGAACAAUGCGAUAGGUACAGGAUAAUUAAAAAAGGAAAUUUUAUGACAAUAUUGUCCGGUUUUGCUAUUUAGACUUGUAAGAGCAGAACAAAGAAACCUGCAAACCACGAAUAAAGAUGAAAUACACAAAAUUUAUCAUACUAUCUAUUAUGAAUCACACUGUGGCUACAAUAGUGUAAAGAAACAAUAUAUAACGAUGCAGCGGAAUGGAAUGUCGGAGCACAGAGAAUCAAAAUCGGGCGAAAGUACUGUUGUUUCUUAGGUUUUGUUACAACUUCUACAAACGAAUCUGCCCUCUUCAGACCGAUAGGCACACUUCUUCUUCAGACUGUAAUUAUCUUAAGGUGUUGUUGUAUAUUCAUCUUAUGUUUGACUAAGAAUGGUUGGUAGAAGAGUAUGAAAAAGUUUCCAUUUGAAAAAUCUUGUACAAACUAUGUAAUUUUUUCAGUUUUUUUUUGUUUUCUUAA